CAACUUCCCCUGUUGUCAGUGAGGUAUGAAACAUUCAAGUGUUCACCAGUACGCAGAGGAAGAAAAAAAACCCACCCACAAGUUGUCGUGUUUGCUGUGUGCUGGCCAUUUUGCGGAGCCCAGUCGUCCGUGUUGAGCCUGUUUUACCAUGGCCGUGUGGGGCAGGAACCUGUUACUGAUGGCCAUUCUUCUGUGGAUGAGUUUUGGGAGAGCUGCUGCUCUUUCAGACUCCCAUAUCUGUUACGUGCUGGAUGGUAUCCUGUUUACGUACGGCCUCAUCCUGACUGCUCUCUACUGUAGACUCAAGAUCCUCAAUGCUCGGGAAUAUGCAGCUGAGAACGCAAAGGGCAAGAAGAAUGUUGAAGAAGGCAUCUAUUCGGGUUUGACUCCUCACGCCGCGGACACUUAUGAAACUAUUGGCAUGAAGAAGUGAAUCCAAGACAGACCUUUUCCUUUAACCCUCUGAGGUCUAAGGGUAUUUUCACACAUCUUCUUACAUUCCCCCUUUUAAGGGGAUUUGCUGAUCCCCAUGUGUUUCAUAUCAAAAAUGUUCAGAACGAACUCAGCUUUCUGUAUAGUGAUGUCCAAAUAUUUUCCCAGAGCAAUGUGUAAAGAGAUAAUUUGACGCUAAAGCUGAAACAUUGCUGUUGGCUUUUUGAAAUUCCUCAAAUCUCUUUUGAAAACAAACCUUAACUUAUGAUGUAUUGUACGAAUUGUUUCGGUGCUUGAAAUGGGUUCACCAAAGUCUUUAGGUUAUAUAUGACUAAAGUAGUAAAUACAUGUCUGAAAUGAACUUUUGUAAUAUCGCUUUUUGAGUAGGAGUUUUGUCAAACAUUGUUUGGACUCAACGGUGCAUCUUUCGUCCUCAGAGGGUUAAAUACCUCUUUUUAUUUUAUUUAUAUAUUGCAUAUCUAACCUCGCUUAUUAGACUUUGAGAGAAUGUAAGAUUGCGUGCACCAGUUUUCAUUUCCCUUUUGCUUUUAAGGGAAGUUAAGAAGGACGACACACAAAUAAAGAAGUUGUGCCCAAGAUGGGCAAUCUCACAAAUGCUUACCCUUGUUGCUGUAAGUUUUUUUUUUAAAUUUUUAAUUUUAUUUGUUACUGUUCUGUUGCAUAUAUUUAAUUUUCACGCAAACACAUUUUAAACUGUAAUGCUUCAGACACACUUUUUUAUUGUAAUGCUUAUAAAACAAAAAAUGAAGUGGGUUUUUUAAACUGUUUAACUUCCUCUUUGAGGCAAUUUGAAAGAUGUCUAGUUAGAUGUUUAGUGCAAGAUGGUAGAUACUAUAGUAAAAAUAGCUGCGUUCCAAACCUCAGAAAUACUGAGUAGUGUUUCCUGCACACCACCGGAUGGCAGUGAUGGUGUCUUUGGUGUUCCAUACCCCACAGAGAAAAGUGUGUGAAAAUGCCUGUAUGAUGCAUAAAGCUCUUAUACAUACACAGCACCUAUUAAAUGUUCAACUUGCUUAUUAAA
Perca fluviatilis (European perch) is the source of this 1474-nucleotide messenger RNA. RefSeq names its product Fc fragment of IgE, high affinity I, receptor for; gamma polypeptide (gene fcer1g). Gene Ontology annotation, cellular component: Fc-epsilon receptor I complex. The transcript has 5 exons. The record is from RefSeq and is a predicted model, not a curated record. Gene Ontology annotation, biological process: cell surface receptor signaling pathway. Gene Ontology annotation, molecular function: IgE receptor activity. The coding region runs from base 149 to 433 and encodes 94 amino acids. NCBI's taxonomy places the organism in Eukaryota, Metazoa, Chordata, Actinopteri, Perciformes, Percidae.